AUGGACUCGCUCUUCGGGCGCAACCGCAAAUCGCGCCCGCGCCAGUCCUCCGUCUCGACCGCCUCAGGCACAAAUGGCGAACUCCGCGCCGUACCCUACGAGCGCGUCGCACCCGGCAGCCCGCCCUCCACAACCGGCGGCGCCGGCGGCAACAGCAACACCAGCAAACUCAUCUCGGCGCCAAUCACGAAUCCAGGCCUGACCGACAGCGGCACUGAUCUGAACGUGCGGACUAUGGCGCACGCGCGGGAGAGGAUAUACGGCAGAGCGCGGGAACAGAGCCCGCACAAGAGCCUGUACAAUGGGAGCGAGAACAGCGAGAGCAUGGACACGCUUGCCGGCGGCGAUCAGCGGGCCAGGCGGCUGAGGGCGAGCGAGCACGCGACGCUCGGCGGGCGCAGGACGCCGCCGCCGCCCGUGCCGUCGUCGCCCGCGGUGGGCAGCAUGUCCAGCCCGCGCCCGAUGUCGACCGCCACGGCCCGCUCGGCCCCGGAUUCCCACCGCGCGUCGCGCUACGCCGUCUCGGUCAUCUCGUCCGGCUCGGACGCGCUCCAUCUCCACAAUCUCGGCCGAGGGGCGGACAACGAGUUCCAUCUCGAGCGGCCGGGGGACGACGAGGUCGAGCGAUUGUUCGAGGAAUUGUUGAGGACGCGAGAUCUGGGCGUUAUGCCCGCUCUGCCAAUUGAUCAGAAAUGGCAUCUCGUGCGCUCAGAUGCGCAGUUGAGGUGGCAGGAAGAGCGCUCGAGGAGGAAACAGGCGUCGAGUGCUGCUACCACUGCCGAAGAGGGCUCUCCGGCGUGGUAUAUUCGCAAGUUCCUUGACAAGACUGUCACGCCACAACAGGCUAGCGCGUUACAUAUCUGCUUGAGAAGUAAUGCGUUUGAGUGGUUCAGGCAGUUUGUCGAGCUUAGAGGGACGCCUGUGCUUGCCCAGACUCUGGCUCAUAUUAGCAAGAAGGGCGGUUCGCGUUACGACUCUGAUAACGCGCUCGAGUAUCAAGUCGUGCAGUGUAUAAAGCAGAUAUUCAACUACUCAUACGCAACAACAGAAGCCCUAGGCCACCCGCUCCUCGUAACUCAACUCGCCUCCUCCCUCAACUCCCCCCGCCUCGGCACCCGCCGCCUCCUCCUCGAACUCCUCACCGGCCUCUCCUACCACAACGAAGGCACAUUCCUCCCGCUCGUCAUAACAGCCCUCUCGGCCUUGACCACAGCAAACUCCACCACCCCCGUCGCAGUCCCGACAACCUCCCAAGACUCGCCCUUCACAUACUGGUUCGCCUCGACCGAACAUGCCCUCGCCGGGCGCGGAAAGAUGGGCUCCAUGGUCGGCGCCUCCGACGAAGUCCGGCGCGCAGACAGAGACGGCAGCCUGAACGACUACGCGCUGAACACGCUCAUCCUCAUCAAUGCAAUAAUGGACAACAGCGACGACAUCGACGUGCGCUUACACCUCGCGGCGCAGAUGGACGCGGCGGGCCUCCCACGGCUCCGAGCGCUAUGCGCCGCAUUCGGCGUGCCGGCGCUCGACACGCAGCUCGCGUUCCUCGACGACGCGCUCUCGCGCGACGCCGCGGAGCUCCGCGCGCGCUAUGACGCCGAAGCGCUCAAAGACCUCGCGUCCCCCGCGGACGUCUACGCGGCGCUCUCCGCGCGCACAGCCGGCACCGCGGCCGAAGAGCACCUCCUGUCCAUGCUGCGCCACAUGCUCCUCAUCCGCGCCGAAGGACCAGCUUUGGCACACCACUUCGCGCUGCUCGAUAAUCUGGUCACGGAUGUCGUUAUGGACAGGAAGCUGGGCGGCGCGGAGGGGAGGUUGGGACAGAGCAUCGAGCGGAUUAUAGCGCAGUUCGACGAUGCUGAGGGCGUGAGGCAGGCGAAUGAGGCUGCGGCGAAGGCGAAGGCUGAGGCGAAGAGGGCGAUGAUGGAACGGGAUGCGUUGAGGGCGGAGUUGGCGCAGGGUCCAGAAGGGGGCUUGAGGGAGAGGUUAGACGCGACGGAGGAGAGGUUGGCGAGGGCUAGGGAGAACGUUGAAAGAUUGCAGGUGCAGCUCGUCGAGCAGCGCGAGGGAUACGAGGAACAGAUCGCACAGCUCGAAGCGCAGAUUAUGGAGCUGUUCCGUAUGUUACGCGAGGCGGCGCGCAUUGGCGGCGCACAGGCGGGCGAGCUCGGCGUGUUGCUGGAUAGUGUGGCGAAGGGGCUGAGUGGAGGGAGCGCCAGUAUGGAGGACGGCGUUAUUCGUGGUGGGAGCGGGAUGGAUCGCAAGGCGCUCGUUGAGACGCUCGAGAGACAUCUGCAGCGCACGAAGACGAUCGAGAAAUUGGAGGGGAGGGAAGGUGGGAGUGGGGCGCCGGCUGUACCUAGGAAGAAUGGGAGAAGGAUGAGAGACGGAGAGAGCGGAUGGGAGGAGGAUAGUGAUGAGGAGACCGCCACACCCGGUACCGGCCGUGGAUCAUCACUGUCAAGAGGACGCGGCAAGGGCAAGAAGGGUGGCAUGAAUGGCAUGAACGGCGCCUAUGGCGGCUCUGAAGGCUCUGGCGAAGGCGUGAGGCAAAGCCAGUUCAUGGACGCGGACGAUGCGGACGUGCAGGAGGCCAUCGAGGCACAAUUGGCACAGGGCGUGAAGAUCUACGCGCCACGCGACGAUGUGGCGUCUCCACGCUCACUGCACAACCGCUCACCUCGCCCUGGCCAGCGUCGGUUGCCUGGUUUACCCGGGGCUCAACAACAACAACGGAGCGCAUCAGGUACUCUUCUUGCGCCUGCACCACGUACAGCCGAGAACUUCGCCGGCGUUGGUGCAGGGUACAGUCGCGGACAGAACGGCGAGGACGACGAAGAGAGCGAAUACGAGCAAAGCCUCGUUUCGAACUUCACCAGUCGGACCGAAGAUACCACCGCGACAAGUAUCGCUUCUACGGCGGCUUCGAACGAGAGUACACCGGGCAGCUUCGCGGAACAGCUCUCGAAACAGUUCGCUGCACGUGGUCUUGGGAAAGCGCCCGCGACGAAGGAAGGCGGUGCGGGCGAGAGGAGGAGUGGGAGUCCGCCGCUGCCGUCGUUGCCGGAGGAGGGUACGCCUGCCAACGCAGACGGCACGGGCGCUCCUCCUCCCCCGCCGCCUCCUCCGCCUCCACCACCACCACCACCACCACCACCGCCGCCGCCCCCGCCGCCUGGUGGUGCACGACUCCCCGGCGCAUUCUCACCUCCUCCGCCGCCGCCGCCGCCACCGCCACCGCCAGGUGGAGCCAACUUCCUUUCAGCCUCCGCUUCAGCGCCCACACUCGGCGGCGGACCUCCACCCCCACCGCCUCCGCCCGCCUUCACACCUCCAGGCUCAACACGCGGCAGCAUGCUCCUCGGCGCGAACCUCUCCUCGCUCAUGGCCGCGCACGCGCGCAAAGACAUGCCCUUCACGCCCGGCACAAAGAUGAAACAGCUCCAAUGGGACAAGCUCCCCGUCGCCGCCACGUCCCGCACCGUCUGGUCCGAAGACCCCGCGACGCAGAACGAGCGCGAGCGCGAGAUGCUCGCGAAGCUGUCCGAGAUGAGCAUCUGGGCGGAGAUGGAGGAGGACUUCAAGGCGAAGCAGCUUGUGCUGAAUCUGCUGGCGCGGCAGAAGCGGGCGGAGCUGAAGAGCGUGCUGGAUCCGACUACGAAGAAGAAUCUGGAGAUUCUGGUCAAUAAGGUUAAGAGGCUCGCGCCGGAGGAGAUCGCGCUGAAGAUUAGGGAUUUCGAUGCGGAGGUUUGUACGCAGACGUUUUUGAGUGGGUUGAAGAAUGUUGUGCCUACGCCCGAACAAAUCGGAAAGCUCAACAUUUACCGCAACGCCGAACCCGAAGAACUCGCAGGCCUCCACCCCGCCGACCGCCUCAUGGUCAAACUCAUCCAAAUCGACAGACUCGGCCAACGAAUCGAGAACAUGCUCUACAAGCUCAAAUUCGACGAACAGUGGACGCUGCUCGACGACUCCGCGCGCAAACUGGCCGAAGCGGGCCGCUCGCUCCUCGACGCGAACCACUUCAAAGAGCUGCUGAACCUGAUACUGCUCAUCGGAAACUACAUGAACGGCUCGGGCAUCAAGGGCGGCGCGUUCGGGUUCAGGGUCAGCAGUAUCAAUAAGCUCGUGGACACGAAGAGCGUGAAUAAUACGACGCUGCUGCACUUUUUGGAGAGGACGGUCGCGAAGCAUUUCCCGCAUUUGGACGAGUUUUUGGAGGAGCUGGCUAAGCCUGCUGAGGCGUAUCGCGUGAAUCUCCAGGAGGUGCGCAAGAACUUAGGCGAGCUGCGCGAAGGCCUCCGAAAGAUCCGCACCGAGCUCAACGACCACUUCACCGACGUCGAAGCCAACGACCGCUACAGCCAACAAAUGUGGCAGUUCUCUUCAAAGGCCGCCACGCGCCUCGCCGACCUCGUCGAUGACGUCAACUCCGCCGACGCGAUCUACGCCGACGUGGUCAAGUACUUCGGCGAGGACGACAAGAACAUGAGCUCGGCGGAGUUCUACGGCAUCUUCAAGACGUUCGUUACGAGUUAUCGGAGGUGUCAGGCGGAUAACAGGACGGCGGCUGAGGAGAAGAAUGCGGCGGAGAAGAGGAGGUUGGCGCAGGAGGAGGCUAAGGCGAGUAGAGCCAAGGCACAGGAGGCGAGGGAGGAGGAUAAUGCGGCGCUCGAUACGUUGCUCGAGAAGUUGAGGAAUGGAGACUCGGUUGGGAGGAGGCAUCGGCGGGCGCGGCCGUCGGCUGCGAGCAAACGCGCCGCUGCUGCUGCCAGUGCGGAUGCCUUGCAUCCUGCGCUACCCACGGCAAGCGGCUCGGGCGAGGAGACGGCCGACCGGGCACGUGGUCUGCUCGAGCAGCUGAAGACGAGCGGGUUCAUGAGCGCCGACGGCGCUGGCCUGCCCCCACCGAGCCCGAGUCCCGUACCGAGUACGGCGCGUAGGCGCAGGUUACGUGCUGGGAGUAUGGCCGCAGAGUUGCAGGCCGAGCUCGAAGCAGCAGGUGAACUCGGUAGUCCGGGUCUUGAGGAGGAGGACGCGUUCAGCAUUGGCGAUUAUGGUGGCAGCCCUGAUCCCACGGGUGAGAGCGCGUUCCCGCCCACACCGCCAUCACGCGCGGGGAGCUUCCACCAUUCGCGGGCAGGAAGUUCGGCAUCCUUAGUGGGCGCAGGGAUCUCAAGACCUGGAAGCGCAGCACCGUCGGAUCGACCGGGCAGCGCAGCGUCGCGCGUGCGCUCCGUUGUACAUUCGCGCUCGGGGAGCCUUGUGCGCCCGCCAUCGCGCUCAAGUAGUCUCGCACACGACUCUUCGCCACUUGCUCAGCCGACAGGAUCACCCUUGGCACAACCUCCAUCGCAACCCGGGAGCGCGAGCUCGCGCGCGAAGAGCUUACCUCCUGACGAAGCAGACGAAGUGAACGAAGAGGCGGAUAUGACGAUGACGGAGGAGCUGCAGCUGGCUGCGCUUGCGAGCCGCGAGCUCGAUACUGAGACCGGAUGA
Peniophora sp. CBMAI 1063 is the source of this 5499-nucleotide messenger RNA. NCBI's taxonomy places the organism in Eukaryota, Fungi, Basidiomycota, Agaricomycetes, Russulales, Peniophoraceae. The record is from the annotation of a GenBank genome assembly.